This is a messenger RNA of Paramormyrops kingsleyae, 2051 nucleotides long. RefSeq names its product surfeit 4, like (gene surf4l). NCBI's taxonomy places the organism in Eukaryota, Metazoa, Chordata, Actinopteri, Osteoglossiformes, Mormyridae. Gene Ontology annotation, cellular component: endoplasmic reticulum-Golgi intermediate compartment; membrane; endoplasmic reticulum. The record is from RefSeq and is a predicted model, not a curated record. Gene Ontology annotation, biological process: Golgi organization.
GCGGAGCAUUGUGGGGUGGAGGCGGCUGCUCUUCUGUAAAGGCGCAGCGAGGGAGCAAGGAAGCUUAGCUUGGGAUAGAGCCUCACAACGCAGGGAAACCAUCGAAGUGAGACUAAUAGGAAUCUGUACGGUCAGCAGUUUCCCCGUCGCCUGGUGAGAGAUGGGCCACAGUGAUCUGAUGAGCACCGCUGAAGACGUGGCGGACCAGUUCCUGCGGGUGACAAAGCAGUACCUGCCCCACCUGGCACGCCUGUGCCUGAUAAGCACCUUCCUGGAGGACGGCAUCCGAAUGUGGUUCCAGUGGUUCGAGCAGAGGGACUACAUCGAGGCCACCUGGAACUGUGGUUACUUCCUGGCCACGUGCUUCGUCCUGCUCAACUUAUUAGGACAGCUGGGGGGCUGUGUCCUUAUCCUCAGUAGAAAUUUUGUACAGUAUGCCUGCUUUGGUUUGUUCGGGAUUAUAGCUCUACAGACGAUCGCCUACAGCAUUUUGUGGGAUCUUAAGUUCUUAAUGAGGAACUUGGCCCUGGGCGGGGGGCUGCUGCUGCUGCUGGCAGAGUCUCGCUCAGAGGGGAAGAGCAUGUUUGCUGGGGUGCCCUCCAUGGGCGAGAGCUCUCCUAAGCAGUACAUGCAGUUGGGAGGCCGUGUUCUCCUGGUCCUCAUGUUUAUGACCCUUCUGCACUUCGACACCAGCUUCUUCUCUAUCCUACAGAACAUGGUCGGCACGGCUUUGAUCAUCCUUGUGGCCGUGGGGUUCAAGACAAAGCUAGCCGCCCUCACACUGGUGGUGUGGCUCUUCGCCAUCAACGUCUACUUCAACGCCUUCUGGACAGUACCAGCCUACAAGCCCAUGCACGACUUCCUCAAGUAUGACUUCUUUCAGACCAUGUCAGUGAUCGGGGGCCUUCUUCUGGUGGUGGCGCUGGGGCCCGGUGGCGUGUCGAUGGACGAAAAGAAGAAGGAGUGGUAAGAGCAGGACACAAGGGGCCCCAGACCCACUGCGUCAAGCCGGCACCUCGACAGCUGCAGCCUCCCUGUUCGCUUGCUUUUUUAUCUCCCCUGAUGGUUAUCCCAAAUGCACUUUUAAUUUUUUUUUGUUUUUUAAGUUUUAUUAGUUCAAGAUUUAGUUUAUACUGGAUUUUUUAAUGCCUAUAUUUAGGUUUGUUCUUUUGAUGCCCCAAGAAAAAAUGAUUUAUUAAAAUGGUUGUGCUAAGAAACACGGCAGUCGGUCUGUGGGUCAUACCUUGGAGUUUUUUUUUUUUGUUUGUUUUUUUUAAAUUGAUGAAAAAACUCAAACCUUCCAGUGCCAACCGUUAAAGGCCCCCCCCCACCACUGGACACUGCACGCUACUUUAGAAGGCAUUCUGUACACAGAGAAUGACAAUGACGGUGGCUGCUUUUGAUGUUACUUGAGUGAAUGUAAAUAUGAAAAAAAUGUAAUUGUUUAUAUGGUUGUGCUUUACAAAGAAACCAGUCUGCUUUUCUGAUGAGAAAAGGCAAAAAAAAAACAUGACCAUUAGACAGGUUGGGCACACAAAAAAACCACACACAAUUUCGGUGUGAGAUGCUGAGCUUCUGUUCUGGUAUUGGCUGCGGACCUGGGCGCCUGGCUCGCGCUGCCAGUCAGCACCAGGUCCUCGGGCACCGCCGGCUGUGGUCACACCCACUCCCGGAGUCAUGUGACCCCGUCCUCGGGCACUUGGGAGUGUCCAUACACUUAUGGAAAAGAAGGGAGGUUGAACAAGCACAGGCUGUAUCUGAAGUUGCAAAGAAACAGGAAAUUUUCCUACGUUUUAAAAAAAAAAAAAAAAGGUCCUGUUUCAGUGCUCAGCCCUCACUUACCAGGUCAGAUCAGUUGGUGGAUCACUGUGUUCUUCAGCAUCUUGGAAAGCGAGAGCAAGUCUAAAGUCUUGUGUGAAUGACCCGACUGUAUUUUCUCUAGAUGAAACUGAAGAAAUACAUACUCAGUGUAUUGGUUAUCUAUAAUGUAUUUUUGGCUAUUUGUUUUUGAGGUCAUAAGGAUAAAAAUAAAUGAACCAAGUGGACAUGUA